CCCCUUAUAAAUAAAAAAAUGUCAGGCUCCAUGAAAAAAAGAAAAUAUUUACAUUCAGAUUCAGAUGAAGAAUUUCAAUCACCAGAGACAAUCACAGCAUGGGAGAAAGCCUUCAGAAGUUUUACAAGCUGUAGAAGAUUAAAUCUACCAACAAAAAGAACAAUUUUGAUUCACUGGCAAGAUUUUACAGAAGGUUUUAUGAAAAGAGAACCAGAGGAAUGUAUUUUUAGAACAUUACAAGAUGAAGGAAAGUUAUAUUACUCAGGCGAUAUGUUUGAUAGCUGGAUAUAUUUCAGUCCGAUUGAUUUUAAAGACAAAGAAUGGUAUAAACAGAAUUGUGACUUGGAUUUAAUUAAGGAUGAACAGGUUCAAUCAGAAAUUCAUCAUUUGACAAUGGCUGUUAAGACAGCAGACCUAGAGGAUAGUCCAGGAACUUCAUCACUAGAGGUUCUAUCUGAGGCAAGCAGACAAAUUAUUUAACAUUUAAAGGGAAAGUCCGCGAUUUUUUACUUAUCAUCUAAAUAUGAUCAUCUUGACAUAAAAAACACAUUCACAAAGUUUUAAAUUUAUAUUCUUUCUAAUAACGGAGAAAAUCAAGUAUUUGCAACUUUUUUGGUUGACCUACGUCACUGGGUUGUGACGUUUUAACCCGAUUUGUUGAAUCAUGGGAAAAAAUAAAAUCAGUUAAAGUCUUAAUUGCUUAUCAGAAUUUUAGGUUAAUUAAAAGCGCACAGAUGACCGUUGGUCGUAGUUAAUAACCACAAUAUAAGAAUGAAAGAAAAUGAAUAUGUGUGUACCUUUUUGUAUUGAUUGAAUAAAACUUCCUAUAUGAAGUUAUCUAAAUAUAAAUAUUUUCGAAUUAAUUUCAUAAAUUAUUGAGAUUUUUUCAUAAAAUAUCUAUAGAACAUUUUUACUGAUAAUGAACUGAAAAUAUUUUAAGUUUUAUUUACCGUUAUAACUUUGAUAACCAUUUUAAUGCAAAAUAUUUGUGAACAGAGUGUGUAUAUUAUUUUGUAAAGUCAUUGUUUAUUUCUCGAUUUGAGGAGAAUUCGUUUGAACUUUACCUUGCAGCAAUUUAGCCUCAGGCGUACACAGGUGUGAAUAUUGUCAUGUUGAAUGGAUUAACAGACAGAGUAUAGCGUGUUUAAUAUACCCAGAUGAAAUACCCGAUAACAAUAGAGAAACAAUAAUUAAAUUGCAUAAAUUAAUUGAAAAUUAACAUUCAACUUUUUAAUUCCGGAAGUGUUACAAUAUUAAAAUGGAACAAUUUUCGGUUACGUUCUAUGCAAUUAGCAUAAAGUUAAAAUAUGAAGUUAAAAGAAUAGUACUUUUAAUCUUAAAAAUUAAAUGUUACAUUUCCCAAUUAAUAAUCAUUGCACAUCUGUUUAAUUUAUUUUACCGGAAUUCUUUAACUUGUAUUAUUUAAAUCUGGCGAUGUUUAAAUGCUAACAAUCGUAAAACUAUCGCAAUUUUAAAGUUUUUAAUUGAAAAAAUACAACAGUACAACAUGCAUGAUUUUUUUUAAUUUUCUUAUUAACAUUUCAUUCUUACAUAAUUAAAUUCAUUUGACAAUCACUUAGACGAAUUAUUUGUGAAAAGAAUACCAAUUAUCGUUUAUUUCAUUAAUGGAUAUACAUACAUUGUAAAUCUAAGCUAAUACAUUAAUUUGUUUGAGGAUUUUUUUAAGAUAGCCGUCAUUAAUCCAAAUUAGUAAUACAGUUGUUGUAAUUGAAGGCAUAUCUUAGUAAUGUAUUACUGAUAUUGACGAUUUUAGAACAGUUCGUCCCAACCUCGUUGUUCUUGAAACAAUCUUUACUAGUAUACUUGUAAGUUUCCUGACGUAUAAGCGCCAUUGAGGAUGAGCUCCAGAGAUAGCAGACUAGUAGCGUAUUUGUUUGUUGGGGCAGGAGAGGCCAUGCAACCACUUGUACAGAUAAACAAGCUUAUGUUGUCAACACUAUCAGAAAGAGUUCCCAUCGUCGGAUGGGGUAUAUGAAGGUUCCAAGAAUGAACUAUUGACAUGUCUGACUCUGAACAGUUAGUAAACGGACUUAACAAUGAUCUAUAGACAUCGACCGCUUGUUCUUGAUAUUUGAAACUGCAUGCAUAUAUACGUUUAUGAGAGUGAUUAUUUAUCUUGUAUCUGACGAAAACUAAAUGCCUGCAUGGUUAUAUCUUGCCAUACGUUUGUAUUGGUUUGGUGGGUGUUCACUCAAAAUCGUAAUUCAAAAAUUGUGUUUGUGAGAUGUAGAUUCACUUCAAUACCGAAUUUCGUCUAUAUAUUUCACAAGUGUAUACCACGGAGAAGAUCUGAAGGUAUAUUACUCCCAUUUUGUUUGGGUGUGAACCAUCGAUGUUUACAGCAAUAUUUAAUGAAUAAGAUGAUGAUGGUAGAAAGAACUAUGAUCGUCAUGUGGCAAAUAUUACAUGCAUGUCGGACCAUGAGUUGUCAAUCUGUAUGAAAAGAUUUCCAAUACAACCAUAUUGAGUAGGAAUUUUUACAUUCUAUACUCUCGUACUAGUAUUACAGGGUUCUUGUGUCGUUUAACUCAGACACACAUCUUUUACUUUAAGAUGUAUGAAAGGUUCUAAAUAUAUAUAUAUAUAUCUUAAAUGUAACAAUAAUCAAACGCCUAUAGGCAAUCACUAAAAUGGUAUGAAGUUUUUAUACAGAUUUAUUCUUAUUUACACAAUCAUUAACAAACUAAAUAAAUUUAACAAAGUAACACCGUGACACUACGAUAUAACAAAUGGGAUACUAAUUAUUUUUAACCAUGCUAUGCAGAAACUUAACACAUCAAGCAGGAACAUAUUUAUUAAUAUACUGGUCCCAGCAUCAAGUUAGUGCACGUGAAUACCAAUUAGGAACACGAUGUGUGAUUUUGUAUAGCAAAAAAUAUCAAAGCGAGCAAUAACUUUGUCAAGCAAACAUUUUUUUUCACUAUGCCUCUCUUUAUCUCUGCUCCUUUACAAUAACUAUUUCGCUUUUCGUCGAUCAUUCUCUAUAUUGUUCUCUAUUCGGUUAUUUUUUUUUUCACUAUGCCACUCUAUCUCCGCUCCUUUUCCCCCUGUCGUCCUAAUCCUUAUAAAGAUAGGGACAUUAGACAUAGAAGGGGCUCUCUUAUCUUCAAUGAAUUAAUAUUGAUAGUGACUAUAAGUGCUGCAUUACUUUAUAUAUCUGCAUGUUUGCCAAUCGACAAAAGCUUGUAUUUGCUUGAAGAUUUUUUUUUCUUCAAAAAUAUGGUCCAGAAUCAUGACAAAACAAUAUUCAUUUCACAAAAAUGUUCAAAGGUCAUGUUUAUAAUUUUUUUUAAACUUAUUAUCAGCAAAAAUAGUGGAUAAUAUAAUUAUCAGAACAUCAUUCAUUAAAAGGUGGAAUUAUAAUUUCAAACACACACAAGAUAAACAACGUUAGACACAAAUAUAUGGUUCAUUAAAUGUUACCUGUGCACACCAGGUACCUCAAUAAAGAGGCCAUGCAUGAACCUGUAUUAUAUAAUUGUGUAAUACGAAUUUUUAGUUGACAGGAUGUCACUGGAAUACCCAGGGACGUGUAUCUAAUAUAUGUCCUUGGAAUACCUAACUGAAUGUGUCGCUCUGACACGACAUCUUUCAAUAAUUCUGACAUACCUAUUAUCAAUUCGGGAGGAAGCCAAAAUAUAUAUAUAUAAUAAGAUAACGUAAAUAAAAUUUAAAAAGAAAAAAAACCUAUAAAUUUUUCACCGAACAUACCAGAUAGAGUCACACAUUUAACUGUAAAGCUAAGUGUCUUUAUAAGUGACCGUUCCGAAUUGAUCCCGUAUCAAUUUGAUAUAAUUUAAAGAUUAGUUAAAAAAAAAAACACUUUUAAUAAAAAAAUUGAGAUGUCCGAUAUUUCGAUAUUUACAUAUGUAUAACCUGGGAAUAUUAUACUAUAUCAACAUAUUAUGUCCCAGCUAAAACCUCUUCCUAACAUUGACCUUGUCAAUAGCCGUUAAAUAUCAUAAUUAAAAAAAUGUUAUUUUAUAUGGUAUACUUUAUUAAUUGAAAAAUUAUCUUGUCUAAAUACGGAACUAUUCUUUAUACAAAUCAAUGCACUUUAUAUAAAAGAGGCAUACUAAUGAAUCUUCUGUAAAUCAGUGAUUGUUACAAGAACACUGCAUUUGUCUUUCUUAUAAUUGAAACUGUUCUUCCUCAUCAAAUCUAUAUUUUUUUUAUUCAACGAGAUCUUAUCAUAUAAGGAUUUGAUAACUAUAGCUAUCAGAACUGCUAGGUUAUUUUGUUAUUAAAAAAGGAUAAUUACCAUCGAAUCUCCCUCGAAACAAUAUUGUUCAAAAUGGUCUUCACACACCAACUUGUGCUUGCUAUAGAUGCAACUAUUUGCUGUUAGUUUAAGGUUGUACAACCAUGUCUGAUACAAUUCUUUCUUUUUUGUGGGAUUGGGAAAACUAUGUAGACUUUUGUCAUAACCUUGUCUGACAGAACAACCGUACGCUUGACAAGACAUUUUGACACUGAAUAACCGUCUACGGUAAUCCCCAAUUGAUGAUGGGAGUUUUUAACGCACGGUCGGUAAAUCCCCGAUUCUUUUUGUUCUUUGUGGUUUAUAGAUAUCACGUGACUUUUUAGAUCGAACAUGCCGACAAGAUGGCGAUAUGUCGAGAACUGAUAGUGAAUUUCAAAAAUCGAUUUUGAUCUCUUUACAUAGAGAAUAAAAGUUUUUUAUUUA
Molecule: messenger RNA, 4708 nt
Organism: Mytilus californianus (California mussel)
Lineage: Eukaryota; Metazoa; Mollusca; Bivalvia; Mytilida; Mytilidae
Exons: 5
Coding region: 19-480 (153 amino acids)
Source: RefSeq, a predicted model, not a curated record